UUUCUUGUAUCUUCUUCUACCAUUGUUGUUUGCAGACCUCCCAUUCUUUGCUUCUAUCAACACCACACCUCUUUCUCUCUCUAACUUUUCCUCUCUACAGUCCAGAAAAUCCCUGAAUUUUAAUAUUACUGCAAAAAAGAAAAAGAAAAAAAGAGCAACUAUGUCUUCUCCAAGCAAAAGAAGAGAAAUGGACUUGAUGAAACUGAUGAUGAGUGAUUACAAAGUGGAAAUGAUUAAUGAUGGGAUGCAAGAGUUCUAUGUUGAAUUUCAUGGGCCCAUUGAAAGUCCCUAUCAUGGAGGUGUUUGGAGGAUUAGGGUUGAGCUUCCAGAUGCUUACCCAUACAAAUCUCCAUCAAUAGGCUUUAUAAACAAGAUAUACCAUCCCAAUGUUGAUGAGAUGUCAGGAUCAGUUUGUCUUGAUGUGAUUAAUCAAACUUGGAGUCCAAUGUUUGAUUUGGUGAAUGUUUUUGAGGUGUUCCUCCCACAGCUUCUGUUGUACCCGAACCCUUCAGACCCCCUGAACGGAGACGCUGCUUCUCUAAUGAUGCGAGACCGAGCUGCAUAUGAACUUAGAGUUAAAGAAUACUGUGAGAAGUAUGCAAAGCCAGAGGAUGCAGGAGCUGUUCCUGAAGAAAAGUCAAGCGAUGAAGAACUGAGCGAGGAUGAAUAUGCUUCAAGUGAUGAAGCAAUGGUGGGUGAAGCAGACCCCUAGUUGCACUUGCAGUUGCAGUUGCAAUUUCUCAUUCCACUCAAUUUACUGUAAUAUGUACAUUAUCACGUAAAGUAGGUCUGGUUGAAUCAAUGAAUCCCCAACACUAAAAUUAGUCUGUUGGGAAUUAUUUGUCGGGGGGGGUGACCGACUGUCCCCAAGUUCCUUUCAUUUGGUUAAUCCGUGUCAUUGUAAAUAUAUGUACCUUUUUUCUAUUUAUGCUCAAUUGUGUACUUGUUCAGGGUCU
Messenger RNA from Spinacia oleracea (spinach), 956 nucleotides. Its product is annotated as ubiquitin-conjugating enzyme E2-23 kDa. The transcript has 6 exons. The record is from RefSeq and is a predicted model, not a curated record. NCBI's taxonomy places the organism in Eukaryota, Viridiplantae, Streptophyta, Magnoliopsida, Caryophyllales, Amaranthaceae. Bases 161 to 712 code for a protein of 183 amino acids.